Messenger RNA from Physella acuta, 1868 nucleotides. RefSeq names its product leucine-rich repeat-containing G-protein coupled receptor 4. Lineage: Eukaryota; Metazoa; Mollusca; Gastropoda; Physidae. Gene Ontology annotation, molecular function: protein binding. Gene Ontology annotation, cellular component: plasma membrane; extracellular matrix. The record is from RefSeq and is a predicted model, not a curated record.
ACAAAUUUCUGGAAUCGUUAAGUUAACAAACAGUCAGACGUAAGUCUUUAGUUCCUAGCUUGUGCUUUGGUCUCCAGCUAGACCAGUCUCCGAGAUUUGCGGAUUUCUGAAUAACUGAAUGGACAGAUGGGUAGGCUCCAGCAGCUCUUGUGUCUGGCCAUGACGUGGAGCCUGGCCGCGGCUUUCCUGACCCUCGGCUGUCCGGCCCCGGCUCCCUGCCAGUGUGACGUCAGCAUUCACUGCGAGGCUCGUCAGUUAAAUGGCAUACCCAGGUCAAUGGGGCUACUGGGCACUGAGCCGUACAUUGGAUUAUACCUGAACCGUAACAACAUUACAGUCGUUGAUCAGGACUCGUUAAAGGGCUACCACACCAGCACCGUCGACCUGAGCCAGAACCCCAUCACCACCUUCCAAGACGACGCCUUCGUAGGGAUGGAGGAAUUCCUCCUGGAGCUUAACAUAGAGAACACCCACAUUAGGACAGUUCCAGCCUCCGUCUCCAGGUUAAAAAAUCUGCAGAAACUCAACAUCCAGAACAAUCCAAUCAGCAUCCUGCAUCCAAACGUCACGUUGGGAGUCGGCCAAUCGUUGAUCAGCCUAUCUAUGGGCAGGACCAACAUCCGCUACUGGCCCUCCUCACUCAACUCGCUGGCCCAUCUCCAGUUUUUAAACAUGUCCAACAACCGGGUCAUCUUCCUGCGAGAUGGCGCUGUGUCCAGCUUUAGCAACACACUACACGAGCUGCAUCUUGUCAACAGUAGCCUGACCUCAUUUCAACAGGAACUUUCUAGUCUCAAGGCAUUGUGGGUGUUGGAUCUAUCACAAAAUGACAUCGCAGAUAUUCCUGCAGGAGCUUUUAGAAAUAUUUCCGGAUCUCUGAGGAAAUUUACUAUGUCGUCUGCUCGACUCACCUACCUACCACCUGCCCUAGCCGACCUCUUGGUCAUUGAGGAGAUCGACUUGAGCGACAACCCCAUGCUGUCCACCAACAACGACGUCCUUGACACCGGCACCGACCCCCUGCUCCUGAACGCCGCCAUCAGCCUCCGCAGCUUGAACCUGGCCUCCUGCAGUCUGCUGGCGAUGCCGCGUGCCGUCAAAAGUCUGGCAUACCUGGAGCUGCUGGACCUCAGCGGCAACAAGAUCAGCCUGUUGCACAACUUCCAGUUCAGUACGCUGACACACCUCAAGGUGCUCAUACUCAACGACAACCCGCUGUCGAACAUCCCGUACAAAUCUUUCGGCGGCCUUGUGUCUUUAAACAGCAUCCACCUGGCCAGGUGUCACAUGUCCUACGUGCCUAGCUCGUCACUCUCUGACCCCACUGAGCUCACCACGCUGGACUUGUCAAGUAAUCGAAUAUCUAAUAUACUCGAUAACGCCUUCCCAAACGCACGCAAGCUGGCAUCAGUGGACUUGUCCAACAACUCGAUACUGGAGGUGAAGGACGAUGCGUUUAAGGACGCCCACAGCAUCAGGACGCUGAGGUUAUCCAGGUGUUCGCUGACGACAUUGCCUAGGUCUCUGGUCAAAGCAGACGGCCUGCGGUCAGUUUACGUGGACGGGAACCACAUACCGUGCACGUGCGACCUGAGCUGGAUCUCCGCCUGGCAGUCUCAGACGGGUCUGAUCACCAACAUCAUUGGUCGAUGUGACGAUGACCCUACCAUGACCUUUAACACCUUCGUCACGUCCAGCCUACAACAAUGUGACCCAAACAACAUCGCUGUUGGAUAGGCACCAUCUCUAGUCAUCGCUGGGUUCUGCUUAAUUUUAUUUUUACUAUCAGGGAUUUUUAUUAUUUGUGCUCCAAAUUUGUAACAUAAUAAACAAAAUCGCAUUUCUUGGGUUAUCUUCUAUAGACUUCG